ACCAAAACCACUUGUUGCGCCAUUGGAGUCCUUGAAGAGGCAGGACGCUGCAACAGGUGCAUGUACUGCAUCCUUACAAAAAAAAAAACCCUGAAGAUUAGACGCAACUUUAAAUGCCAAUCUGCUGAUUAUUCGGCCCAGACCGAGCGCACACAACCAGGAUGCCGGUUCUGACAAGCCCGGAGAUUGCUAAUAAGUUCAAGGAGAAAUGGCUGACGGCGUACCCGAGCGAUCAGGUCAUCUCGAAUGACUCUGCCCCACUCGACGACAGCCUCACAAGCCUCCACUGGCUUCAGAAUUUCUCCAUCGUCAGCGCGCAGCCGGAGCCACCCAACGGGGCCGCUGCGCAGGGCUGCCUCUCCUCAUCCACGUCCUCAUCCUCCCAUCAGCACCUCUGUCUCAAACGCUUCCCAGCCAGAGGGGGCACGGAGUCCCCAUCCAGCCCCCCAGCAGGAGACACCGCCUCCACCGGGAUGCCUCUUUACCUCGGCAGCCCCGACUCCACCUUAACGCCGCGCUUCUCCAACUACGCGCACCUCGGAAGCAGCUAUCCGCAGGUUCCCAUCCAAGCCAGCCCCCCUGUGGAGGUCGACUACAAGACCAACCCGAAAGUGAAACCACCUUAUUCAUACGCAUCUCUAAUCUGCAUGGCUAUGCAGGCCAGCAAGCAACCUAAAGUGACUUUAUCCACUAUUUACAACUGGAUCACUGAGAAUUUCUGCUACUACAGACAUGCGGAGCCCAGCUGGCAGAACUCAAUUCGUCACAACCUGUCCCUCAACAAGUGUUUCAAGAAGGUCCCCAGACAGAAGGAUGAGCCGGGCAAAGGAGGAUUUUGGCAGAUUGAUCCUCAGUAUGAGGACAUGUUCGUCAAUGGUAUCUUUAAACGGAGGCGAAUGUCGGCGAACAGCUACAACAGCGGCGCUCACAGACAGAACAAAUUGGUUCCAAGUUACCACAGCACCCAUGAUGGCUGCCCGUACCAACGUGGCAAGGAUAUAGGCGGUAAAAGAAAGCAGCUGGCCAUUAAGAACAACAGCAAGACAACAAGAGUGACCGAGUCCCCUCUUCUGGCGACGGACGCCAAUAAAGCAGACAUCCUGAGAGGGGAUUUCGACCUGACAUCCAUUUUUGAUGACGUCCUGAGCGGGAAUUGUAGCACCUUCGAGGAUUUGGACAUCAACACGGCUCUGAGCUCACUAGGCUGCGAGAUGGAGGUUUCCAUGCAAGGGAGGCAGCACUCGGCCGCGUUGGGGAGCUGGUGCGGCGGAGGAGGCGGUGAUCUCACGGGACAGAGUCCGCACCUGAACCACAUCCAGUCCUCCUACGGCUACCUGGAUGUGAGUUCCGCGUCAGCCGUCAAUGCGAUGGACCUUCACGUGCCGACGCAGCAUCCUCGACACCUGGAAGGACAAGAUCAGCUUCUGCAAAGUCAAAAUCAUCUGCCCAACUUCGAAGAGGCGUCAUCGCUGUUCCAGGAGCAGCCAGACGAGGCGGUGCUGCAGCCCUGGGAGGAGAUCAAGGAGGCGGUGCAGUCCAUUCCGCUGACUCUGGAUCAGAGCUUCGGCCUGUGUGAGAGCUUCUUUAUGGAGAUGCAGCCAUGGGAACGGGUCGAGGCCUACCUGUGAUCUUUCACACCAAACCUCAUUGACUCCCGAGUGGCAUCUGCAUCCAAUGAAAGCCUGAUUUCCAGCUGACCUUGAAGGGAUCAGCCGCCAACACCCCCUUUAUCAUGUCUUUUUCAUUCAAAUACCCUAAAACCAGACAUUUACGAUAAAUAUAGACAAUGACUAUAAAAACACAUUAACACUUUCUCAUGGUCGUUUUGAUUAUGUUCUAGAGGACAUGGACAUAAAACUUGUUAAAAAUGACUGAAAAAUCAGGCUGAAAAAUGUGGAUUUUUUCCGAGGCGUUCAGGUUCCCCAACCUGGAAUGGACUGCAGUCAUUUUUUUGUGGACUAUGUGACCAACGUGAAACACCCAGGACUCUAAAAGCACUCUCUUCGACUGAGCACUGUCGGGGUGGAACAAAGUGAGAAAAGACACUGGAUUCUAUUUUGCUACAUUAGCAUGCAGAUUUUUUUUUUUUUUGUUAUUUUUCACUAACAGUGCAGUAAAACAUCUCAAAUGUCAUCUCAAAUUUGUCUAUGCCGUGUGUGUGAUGAUGAAAGAUGCAGAUAACUUUACAUUUAUUGUCCCGAAUGAGCAAUCAAAUCCCUUACGGCUUUGCUAUGACAUCAUAUAUUUACUACAGUAUGUUAACAUAACGCAGGAACAGUUGCCAUUUUUAUUCAAUAAGCGGAAGCACAGACUCGAUGGAUUGCAAACAUUAUGCACUUUGAUAGACAUCUAUUCAUUUCUUCUUUUUUAGUUUUCACUGUAUUAAGGCUGGGUUUAUUGAUUAUAUUGCAGUUCUAAUGUUUUUUUGUCUCUUGCAAUAAUUUAUCUGGCUAAAAAUGUUUACUUUGGUUGGAUUUAUACUUAACAUAUUCUGGGAAUUUCUUCAUUAUAUUUCGCCAAAAUGUUUUGAUACAGAAAUAUGCAGGUCAUUGGUUUUUCACUGUUGAUUGAUUGGUGAUUGAUGAUGAAUUGAUGAAAUCUUAAAUUACAUGAUUUUUAACAUAUGAGAAUAAUAACGGUGUUGGAUGGAAAUGGGCACGUCCUCAAUAUAGAAAUGCUACGUUUUAAUCAAUGUAUCAUAUGGAUGGGUUCUAUUACUCUUCAAUCUUGCUAUGUUAUUUCCUUUGUACUUUUUUUAAUGAGCUGUUUAAACAUGCAACCAUGCUAU
Messenger RNA from Doryrhamphus excisus (bluestripe pipefish), 2788 nucleotides. NCBI's taxonomy places the organism in Eukaryota, Metazoa, Chordata, Actinopteri, Syngnathiformes, Syngnathidae. The record is from RefSeq and is a predicted model, not a curated record.